Molecule: messenger RNA, 495 nt
Organism: Eupeodes corollae
Lineage: Eukaryota; Metazoa; Arthropoda; Insecta; Diptera; Syrphidae
Exons: 2
Coding region: 1-495 (164 amino acids)
Source: RefSeq, a predicted model, not a curated record
AUGUACCUGAAAGAGAAUGUCGUACCAGCAUUCCGCGCGAAACGUCCUGUUCCCUAUGCAUCAUUACCAGCCAUCGACGAAGAGCUCUCCAGAUCAGAACAGUCAGGAUUUCUAACACCUGUCAAUUUCUCAGACUGGGCAACACCCGUCGUAGCAGUAAGAAAGGCCAAUGGCAGUUUAAGAAUCUGUGCGGACUAUUCAACAGGUCUCAACGACGCGCUUCAACCGCAUCAUCAUCCUCUUCCACUUCCCGAGGAUAUUUUCAUCAAGCAUGCAGGUGGAAAGAUUUUCAGCCACAUAGACUUGUCGGAUACAUACUUGCAAGUAGAAAUUGAAGACGAAUUACGUUAUCUGGGUCACGAGUUAACGGGUGAUGGUUUACAACCCGAUCCAGAAAAGGCGAAGGCAAUCAUGACAAUGCCAGAACCUCAAAACAUCUCACAGCUUCGUUCGUGGGAGCAGUCAAUUUCUAUGGCCGUUUCAUCUCAAACAUAA